Nannospalax galili (Upper Galilee mountains blind mole rat) is the source of this 590-nucleotide messenger RNA. It is a transcript of the gene Ndufs5, whose product is annotated as NADH:ubiquinone oxidoreductase subunit S5. Lineage: Eukaryota; Metazoa; Chordata; Mammalia; Rodentia; Spalacidae. Bases 159 to 479 code for a protein of 106 amino acids. The transcript has 3 exons. Gene Ontology annotation, biological process: mitochondrial respiratory chain complex I assembly. The record is from RefSeq and is a predicted model, not a curated record.
GGUUUACACGGUUUCCGGCAGGAGGAAGGUCGGCUCGCGGCGUCGCGCUGCAAACGUCGCGCGGCGGGCGUCCUUUACGGCAGGCUUCUGCCCUCUUCCUGGAGCCGGCGGUCCUGACCUACGUCCAGGUCGUCGUCGCGGCACCGCGGUGGGACGCCAUGCCUUUCUUGGAUGUGCAGAAAAGGCUGGGCAUUAGCCUGGAUCAGCACUUGACAACCCCAAGUGCUCAACAGCCCUUCAGGAUUCCUUCUCGGUGCCAUGCCUUUGAAAAAGAAUGGAUAGAAUGUGCCCACGGAAUCGGCGGUACCCGGGCUCAGAAAGAGUGCAAGAUAGAAUAUGAAGAUUUCGAAGAGUGUGUUCUUCGCCACAAAACGAUGAAGCGCAUAGGUGACAUCAAGAGACAGCGGGAUAAGCUAAUCAAAGAGGGGAAGUACACCCCUCCACCUCACCACUUGGGCAAGGGGGAGCCCAGGCCCUGAGCAGAGCAGCUGCCAACGGUUGGAGGCUGCUUUUCAUGGUCCCUUUUCACUGGAAAGAAUGUUCAAUGGAAUGUCAUCAAAAUGUGUGAAAAUAAAGCGUUCUCCAUCUUA